AUGGCCGACUUCAAAAAAUCAAACGGAGUGGCCAUUCGAAACGGUGGCCCCAACAGGAGCAACGGCAACACCAACGGCAACACCACCGCCGCCGUCGCCGCCAAAAAGGCCAGCGCGCGUGUCAAGGAUCUGGUUGAUUUUGACGAAAAGAAGCACAUGGAUGAUAUCCGAAACGACAUCAAACAUGGCGUUGUGCAUGGCGCCCUCAAUGAGCUCGAGGAGAGAGUCAAUGAUCUAGGCGAGUCGUGGGAGACAGAGUCAUUGUUCGAGGACGCCCUCGACGACUUGGCUGAGGACAAAUUCUUCACAGAUAUGUUUGCUGACAAAAUCCCGACAGUCCCUGGCGCAUGCACGCCUGAUGAGGCUGUUCAUUUCCGUCACCUGCUGCGGGCAAUAGGACCCGAGGAGUUCUGCAGGCGGACCGUUGACUCGGGUACCAUCACGGCCAAGAAGUUGCUGACUGCCUUUGGCAUACGGCCGCCGGCCUUCCUCGAGGGCGAGGAUGACGACGCCUAUUUCAGCUUGUUGAGCCUGGCCAUGAGCCGCGAGCUCUCGAAACGGGCCAAGCUCUCCAAGUUCAACACGAUUGAAGACGCGGUCCACCUGCUCCAGACAUCCAAAAACAUCAUCGUCCUGACGGGCGCUGGCAUCUCGACUUCGCUGGGCAUUCCCGACUUCCGCUCCAAGGGUACCGGUCUCUACUCUAAACUCGAGCAUCUGGGCCUGAGCGACCCCCAAGAAGUCUUUGACAUUUCCGUCUUCCGUGACGACCCCACCAUCUUCUACUCGGUGGCCAAGGACAUUUUGCCGGACCAGGACAGGUAUUCGCCCACGCACGCAUUCAUCGCCAUGCUGCAGCAGAAGGGCAAGCUUCUGACCAACUAUUCGCAAAACAUCGAUAACCUCGAGGCCAAGGCGGGUAUCAAGCCUGACAAGCUCGUGCAGUGCCACGGCUCGUUCGCGACGGCCUCGUGCGUCAUGUGCGGCUACCAGGUCGACGGCGAGAGCAUCUUCCCCAUCAUCAAGGCGGGCAAGAUCCCGCGGUGUCCCAAGUGCGCCCCCAAGGAGCGCACGACGGCCAACAGCCGCAAGCGCAAGCUCGCCCGCGACGGCACGGAGAAGAAGGUCCGCAGGCGGCCGGGAGACUACGACAGCGCCUCGGACAGCGAGUACGACCUGCCCAGCAACGGCGGCGUCAUGAAGCCCGACAUCACCUUCUUCGGCGAGCCCCUGCCCGACGAGUUCUCGCGGCGGCUGACGGAGCACGACAAGGAGCUGGUCGACCUCGUCAUCGUCAUCGGCACCUCGCUCAAGGUGGCGCCCGUCUCCGAGGUCGUCCCCUACCUGCCGCCGCACAUCCCGCAGAUCUACAUCUCGCGCACGCCCGUCGGCCACGUCAACUUUGACAUCGACAUGCUGGGCGACUGCGACGUCGUCGUCUCGGAGCUGUGCCGGAGGGCCGGGUGGGACCUCAGGCACGAGAUGGUGCCGCCCAACCAGGAGGUCGACGUCGAGCUCCAGCAGGGGUACAAGAGCCGGUGGAUGUUUACCGAUGUCACGGCGAAGCCCGAGGCCGCGGUGGUGAAGAAGGAGGCGCCGUCGCAGAACUGA
This is a messenger RNA of Thyridium curvatum, 1611 nucleotides long. RefSeq lists its product as uncharacterized. Gene Ontology annotation, molecular function: NAD+ binding. NCBI's taxonomy places the organism in Eukaryota, Fungi, Ascomycota, Sordariomycetes, Thyridiales, Thyridiaceae. Bases 1 to 1611 code for a protein of 536 amino acids. The record is from RefSeq and is a predicted model, not a curated record. The transcript has 2 exons.